This is a messenger RNA of Aspergillus steynii IBT 23096, 1677 nucleotides long. RefSeq names its product MDR family MFS transporter. The transcript has 5 exons. Bases 1 to 1677 code for a protein of 558 amino acids. Gene Ontology annotation, biological process: transmembrane transport. Gene Ontology annotation, molecular function: transmembrane transporter activity. Lineage: Eukaryota; Fungi; Ascomycota; Eurotiomycetes; Eurotiales; Aspergillaceae. The record is from RefSeq and is a predicted model, not a curated record.
AUGAUUCACCAGGAGAAGGAACCCGAAACCCUAAUACAAGAUAAGGCCCCAGAGAGCCCUAUUCAGCCGACGGAGGAUGAGAAAGAUGACCACGAGUAUCCACCACUAUGGGAGGCAAUCCUGCUGACGGCCACGCUGUUUUGCAGCUUUUUCUGCUGUGCUCUGGAUCAAACUAUACUGGCGACAGCUAUCCCCCGAAUCACCGAUGAAUUCCAAUCCCUCGACGACAUCGGCUGGUACAGCGGCUCGUUCCUGCUGACCAUGUGCGCCACCAAGAUGGUCUGGGGAAAGAUGUACCUGUUUUAUCCGGCCAAAUGGGCCUUUCUGAGCGGGUUGUUUCUCUUCGAGGUCGGCUCCUUGAUAUGCGGCGCCGCUCCGUCGUCGGUGGCUCUGAUCAUCGGACGAUGCAUCGCAGGUAUCGGCGCUUCUGGCAUAGAUUCCGGCGCCAUCAUCAUCGUCCUCUAUAUUGCUCCGGUGCGAAAGCGCCCGAUCUUCAUCAGUUGUUUGGGAAGUGUGCGUGGGAUCACCAGCGUUGCGGGACCACCACUCGGAGGUGUCUUCACUGACCACGCGACCUGGAGAUGGUGCUUCUACAUCAAUCUCCCCUUCGGUGCCGUGACCCUCAUCGGCAUCUUCAUCUUCCUGUCCCCUAAAACGCCCUCCAUGUCGCAUCUCAACUUCAGACAGAAGGCCCAGCGCAUGGACAUCCUCGGCACUCUCUGCUUCAUCCCUGGCGUCGUCGCCCUCCUACUGGCAAUCCAAUGGGGCGGGUCCGACUUCGCCUGGAACAGCUGGCGCAUCAUCCUCCUGUUCACGCUGGCCGGCGUGCUUCUCUUCUCCUUCGGCGUCAUCCAGGUCUUCUCACCCGAGGACCGCGCCACGAUCCCACUCCGGGUUCUUCGCGACCGCAACAUCCUCGGCGGCCUCUGGUACGUGAGCUGCCUCUUCGGCGCGCUCUUCGUAAUGAUCUACUACCUCCCCAUCUGGUUCCAAUCCAUCAAAAACGUCUCCGCCACGAACUCCGGCCUCAUGCUCCUCCCCACCGAGCUAGGCAUGGUCAUCUUCUCGCUGAUCGGCGCCACCCUCGUCACCGUGACCGGCUACUACACGCCCUUCAUCGUCAUCUCGCCCGUACUCUUCAGCAUCGGCACCGGCCUCCUCUCCACCCUCACCCCCACCUCCGGCACCGCGUCCUGGCUCGGCUACCAGAUCCUCAUGUCCGCGGGGGCAGGUCUGGGCGCGCAGAACGCAUACAUGGUUGCGCAGGUGGGGAUCCCGCCGUCGGACAGCAUCAUGGCCAUUACGAUGAUCUCGUUUGUGCAGCUGCUUGCGGGCGCCGUGAUGCUGGCUGUCUCUGAGAGUGUGUUUCAUCGAUAUCUGGGGGCGGAGAUGGCGGGUGUGGAUGGGUUAGAUGGCCAGGUUGUGACUGGGGCGAGUGUGGACUGGGAGAAGGUUCCGGGGGACUUGGUUGGGGAUGUGCUGUCGGGUUAUAAUCGGGCGAUUGUCAGGACGUUCUACAUUGCGGUUGUGCUUGGGGCGGUGGCGUUUUUGGGCACGGUGGUGCUGGAGUGGAAGUCUGUUAAGGCUGGGAAGGGGGAGGGGAGAAUACAUCCAACGGACAGCCCAAACAUAACUGAGCCAAGCCCUCCACAUUCUCUGCCUCCCGAAGAACCAUGA